This is a messenger RNA of Saitoella complicata NRRL Y-17804, 1841 nucleotides long. RefSeq names its product DUF300-domain-containing protein. Gene Ontology annotation, biological process: transport. Gene Ontology annotation, molecular function: transporter activity. The coding region runs from base 109 to 1764 and encodes 551 amino acids. The transcript has 2 exons. The record is from RefSeq and is a predicted model, not a curated record. Lineage: Eukaryota; Fungi; Ascomycota; Saitoellomycetes; Saitoellales; Saitoellaceae.
ACGCAUUCAUAGACGGACAUGAAACGCAGGACACCAAAUUCCUCCAUCACACGGCUCAGGAAGGUAUCUUGAAGACCCGGUUGAGCAGCAUUUAGUCGGACUGUCAAGAUGCCGACCUGUUCUGUCACAGAUACGGACGACACGAUUGACCCGACACCAAUCCUCCAGUACGGGAAGAUCCACGUCUCGCUACAUGCUAUCGGCCAACUCUCUUGCGUCGUAUUUGCCUUCGCAACUACAGUCGUUGCCGGAUAUCUGAUAUUCAGGCAUGCAAGAAACUAUCACACACCCGAAGAACAGCGGCAUAUAAUCCGCAUUGUGCUCAUGCUGCCAAUAUAUGCCAUCAUAUCGCUGUUCAGUUAUCUCUAUUAUCCAUGGGCGUUGUACUACACCACCGUACAAGACUGCUACGAGGCAUUCGCCUUGGCAUCGUUCUUUUUCCUGUUGACGCAAUUUUUGGCACCGACACUACGGGAACAGCGUUUGCUCUUCAUGUCGCGAGGUAUGAAGAGAAAAUGGGUGUGGCCACUGGGAAAAUGGAGAUGGCGACCGAGUGGCAGUGUCUGGUUCGAGAUGAUCAGAUUCGGCACAAUGCAAUACGUCUUCAUCCGCCCCGCCAUGACCCUCGUCGCAGUCCUCACAAAUGUCUUCGGCCUUUACUGCGAGUCAUCCUACUCCCCCGUCUUCUCCCAUAUCUGGGUCCUCACAAUCGAUUCCAUCUCCGUCUCGAUCGCAAUGAUGGCCGUAAUCGAGUUCGCUUACGAAAUGACCGAAGAACUGAAACCCUAUAACCCCGUGGGGAAACUGUUAUGCAUUAAGAUGAUCAUUUUCUUUGUGUUUUGGCAGACUGUUGCCUUGGGAUUCGCGUCGAGUUUUGGGUGGAUUAAAGCGACGGAGUAUUGGAGUCAGACUGAUAUCGAGACGGGGUUGAGCGCUAUCUUAGUCUGCGUGGAGAUGUUCAUAUUCGCAUUGUUCCACUUACGGGCAUUCACCUUCAAACCAUACCUCAUCACCUCGGCUGGCAAUGGAGAAGUCAGGAAGACCCCGAUACGGCCCGCCCUGAUCGACUCCCUAAACCCGAUGGACUUUAUCCGCGCGGUAUGGGAUACCACACUCUGGCUCAUCCGCAUCUGUCUCCGUCGGCCGGACCCAACCGGUAAGCGGAAGAGUCUCCGAGAAUGGGAUCUUGUGCAAAUUCGGGGACGAGGACGACCGGCACCUACCACUGGAGGUGACAACGGACGGGAGAGUUUGUUGGAGGGAACUUAUGUACCACCGAUGGUAGCUACGGAGAUGAGAGCGGAUUCAAUCCCGAUUAUGGGGUGGAAUAACAUCGACAUCGAACUCGAUGAACGUAGGACCUCAACGGAUGGGAGGUCUGAAGAUGGGAGUCUGGAUAGUCAUGGGGUUGAUAAGACGGAUAUUGUCGUACGUCCUGAUGGAUCUAUCGCUGUCCGUCGCGAACGUUUUCCCAGGCGACAGGUGCCACCAGAGGAUGAAGAGGAGGAGCGUGAGGAAGACGAUGAUAGCUGGUCCGAUAUCGGGGGUGACUCGGCAGUUGGACCGCAGACGGCUCAUCAUGAAUUCUCUCCGAGCAAGAUCAAGGAAACACCCAAACCAAAUAUCACCGUCCUUGAGCGUUCGAUGAGUCAUGAAACGACCGGCACUGGAGUGACCCCGGGGUUGGGGGUUGUAUAUCAAAUCAUCACCAACACUACGCCGCCCACGUACGUAGGGGACAGGUAUCCGUUUCCAUCGGAAUAAGCACCAUUGCCGAUGAGUACGACGCCCGAGCCUAUCGUACGGGGCCGUGCUGGCAGUGUCGGGACAUCUUUGCAGAC